AUGGGUUCUUGCUUCAGUUCUCGAGUCAAAGCCGACCUCUUCCACAGUGGUAAGAGCAGCGAUCUGUUCGGUCUAAGUCUUUCGAGUCGGAAAUCUUCAUCGACUGUAGCUGCAGCUCAGAAGACGGAAGGGGAGAUAUUGAGUUCGACCCCUGUCAAAAGCUUCACCUUUAACGAACUCAAACUCGCCACCAGAAACUUCAGACCGGAUAGUGUUAUCGGAGAAGGUGGCUUCGGUUGUGUCUUUAAAGGUUGGUUAGAUGAGACCACUCUCACUCCGACUAAACCUGGAACCGGUUUGGUCAUCGCUGUUAAAAGGCUUAACAAAGAAGGAUUUCAAGGUCACCGUGAAUGGCUGACUGAGAUCAACUACUUGGGGCAACUGAGUCAUCCAAAUCUUGUUAAACUUAUCGGUUAUUGCGUAGAGGAUGAACACCGUCUUCUUGUCUACGAGUUUAUGCAAAAAGGAAGUCUUGAGAAUCAUCUAUUCAGAAGAGGUGCAUAUUUUAAGCCACUCCCAUGGUUUCUACGGAUCAAGCUCCAAUUUUGGAAAUGGUGUGUUUGUGUAGGUAAGAGCAGCGAUCUGUUCGGUCUAAGUCUUUCGAGUCGGAAAUCUUCAUCGACUGUAGCUGCAGCUCAGAAGACGGAAGGGGAGAUAUUGAGUUCGACCCCUGUCAAAAGCUUCACCUUUAACGAACUCAAACUCGCCACCAGAAACUUCAGACCGGAUAGUGUUAUCGGAGAAGGUGGCUUCGGUUGUGUCUUUAAAGGUUGGUUAGAUGAGACCACUCUCACUCCGACUAAACCUGGAACCGGUUUGGUCAUCGCUGUUAAAAGGCUUAACAAAGAAGGUUUUCAAGGUCACCGUGAAUGGCUGACUGAGAUCAACUACUUGGGGCAACUGAGUCAUCCAAAUCUUGUUAAACUUAUCGGUUAUUGCGUAGAGGAUGAACACCGUCUUCUUGUCUACGAGUUUAUGCAAAAAGGAAGUCUUGAGAAUCAUCUAUUCAGAAGAGGUGCAUAUUUUAAGCCACUCCCAUGGUUUCUACGGAUCAAGGUUGCGCUUGAUGCAGCAAAGGGGAUUGCUUUUCUUCACAGCGAUCCCGUCAAAGUGAUAUACCGAGACAUUAAAGCCUCCAACAUCUUACUUGAUGCGGACUACAACGCAAAACUAUCUGACUUUGGACUAGCUAGGGACGGUCCAAUGGGUGAUCUGAGUUAUGUUAGUACAAGGGUCAUGGGUACAUAUGGCUACGCUGCUCCCGAGUAUAUGUCAUCAGGUCAUUUGAAUGCAAGAAGCGAUGUGUACAGUUUUGGAGUUGUGCUUCUAGAGAUUUUAACGGGUAAACAAGCGUUGGACCAUAACAGGCCGGCUAAAGAAGAAAACCUUGUGGAUUGGGCUCGACCGCACCUCACAAGCAAACGCAAGGUUCUCCUAAUCGUUGACACUCGGAUAGACACACAGUACCUACCUGAAGAAGCCGUGAGAUUGGCCAGCAUUGCGGUGCAGUGUCUCUCAUUCGAACCAAAGUCGCGCCCGACCAUGGACCAAGUGGUCCGUGCCUUGCAACAACUUCAGGACAAUUUGGGAAAACCAAGUCAGACCGAUCCGGUUAAGGAUACCAAGAAACUAGGUUUAAAAACUGGUUCUAAGUCAUCCGAAAAACGGUUUCCACAAAAACCUUUUGGCAGGAACCGCGUUUAAGCUUAUAAGAUUCGGAAAACAGGUCAAGCUGGUAACUGAAUUCCAGGAUGAACAUUUUUCCGGUGGGUACUUGAAACUGCGUACAUAUCCGUUUUGGACGGAUUGAACACAGUUCUGGACAAACCGUGCAUGUGGAGAAUGAUAACGAAUGCAUUACAUUUUUUCGGUUACAUGUCCCAUACCAGAGAACAUGUUUGGCCUUAGGCUUCCUUGUAUGCUGUUUAUAUCGAGUGAAGUAUAUAUGAUGAGGUCAUUUUUGCCUCUUGUGUUAUAACACUCUUUGUAUUUUUGUUCUUUCAAUUUUUUUCCCUAACCGUAAUUUUGAA
This is a messenger RNA of Camelina sativa (false flax), 2030 nucleotides long. NCBI's taxonomy places the organism in Eukaryota, Viridiplantae, Streptophyta, Magnoliopsida, Brassicales, Brassicaceae. The record is from RefSeq and is a predicted model, not a curated record.